Molecule: messenger RNA, 1976 nt
Organism: Cuscuta campestris
Lineage: Eukaryota; Viridiplantae; Streptophyta; Magnoliopsida; Solanales; Convolvulaceae
Source: the annotation of a GenBank genome assembly
CUCAUAUAAAAAAGAGGAGUUUAAAACCAUACAUAGAGAUGGAGUCUUCAAUAAUAUCAAUAAUAUUUCACCUAUACAUGGCGGUGUUGGUGCUGUUGUUUUCUUCAUCGCCGUCUCAUUAUUCAAUGGUGGUGGUGGGGCUGCAGGCACACUCUGUGCCGUCUUUGGAGAAGGCGAGACAAUGCCACGAUGAAGAGAAGGCUACCUUGUUCCAAUUCAAGCACAGCCUUCUCAGCAUCAAUCAAUGUGAUUGCCCUUGGGUUGACGAUCCAAAACCAAAACUGGAAUCAUGGAAAGAAGGGGGCGACUGCUGCUCGUGGGAGGGUGUGGAGUGUGAUCACCACCAUGUCGUCGGCUUAGACCUCAGUGGCAGUUGCCUCUUGGGUUCCAUAAACUCCAGCAGCUCCCUCUUUACCCUCACUCACCUCCAGAGGCUGGACCUCUCCUACAAUGACUUCAACUCUUCUCACAUCCCCUCUGCAGUCGGAAACCUCUCCCGUCUCACCCAUCUCAACCUUACCAGUUCCAACUUUUAUGGCCAAAUCCCAAUACAACACCUCUCCAAUAUCGCAACUAUUGUUUCCCUCGAUCUAUCUUUCAAUCCUGAUUUGGAACUUUGCAGUCUGAAAGGACUAGUUCAACACAUGAGCAACUUGAAGCAUCUCCAUCUAUCACAUGUGAACCUCUCUUCUUCAGCUCCACCUCACGACUUCCUCUCAAACUUAGCAUCUUUAGAGUCUCUGGAUCUUUCUUCAUGUGAGCUGAGGGGUGGGUUUCUCGCUGCCAUUUUCAAUCUCCCAAACCUCAAGAUGCUCGAUUUAAGCCGCAAUGAUGAUCUCAGAGGCUAUUUGCCCAACUUCUGUUCGGGGAGUCCUCUAAAAUCGUUGCGGCUCUAUCAUACAAGUUUUGGGGGGGUGUUGCCUCUCUCCAUCGGGAAUCUUGCCUCUUUGGAAGAACUAGACAUCGGCGGUUGCAAUUUUACAGGGGACCUUCCGAUGUCACUCGGUAAUCUUACCCAACUUGUUUCUUUAGACAUUUCAGGUGCUAAUCACUUCACCCCGGAUACUCUCAAUACUUCUUCAUUGUCGUGGAUUGGUAAUCUCAUCAAUCUCACUUAUUUAUACCUUGACAACAUGGACUUGACGGGGAAGUUACCAUCAAAGUUCAUUAACACCUCGAAGCCCAUGAGAGCCUUAAAUACAAGUCACAUGACAAACUACAUGGAGCUAGACUUGCAUCCGACUUACAGGUGGAGUGGCGAAGACUAUGGCAUAUUUGAUUACUCGGUGAUCUUGCACAACAAGGGUUUGGAAAUGAACUAUAUGAAGAUUCCAAAUAUUCUUUGUACCAUAGACUUCUCCUCCAACAACUUUGAAGGGGAGAUUUCAGGUGUGUAUGGAGAUCUCACGGGACUUCAGGCGCUAAAUCUUUCUAGAAACCAUCUCAUUGGGAACAUACCAUCUUCUUUCUCUAGCAUGAAAAAUUUAGAAUCUUUGGAUCUCUCCCUAAACCAUCUCUCGGGACAGAUUCCUAUGGAGCUCACAAAACUCACUUUUCUCUCAUCAUUUGAAGUGUCAUUCAACAAUCUCUCUGGCCCUAUACCGCAGGGAAACCAGUUCUGUAGCUAUGAUCCCAAAUCGUAUGAAGGGAAUCCUGGAUUGUCCUUUGAAACUUGGAAUAAGCAGUGUGGAAAUGCAAGGUCUUUGCCUCAACUACAGCAGGCUCCAUCCCCUACAGAAGAUGAUGACGACGAAGAUGACUCUAAAAUAAAGUGGAUGAUAAUAUCAAUUGGAUUCGCUAGUGGUUUGGCUGUUGGAAUGAUCCUUGGGAACGAGUUGACUACGAGAAAACACUAUUGGUUCGUCAAGACUUUUGCAAGGAAACAAAGAGGAUAUGCGUGAGAGGAGAAGCAUAUAUAUGCAAAGCAUUCUCAGUUGUGUUUGGAGCUGAAAGAGAAAUAAAUGGUUAUGUACUAU